Messenger RNA from Schistocerca americana (American grasshopper), 1026 nucleotides. Its product is annotated as alpha-1B adrenergic receptor-like. The coding region runs from base 1 to 1026 and encodes 341 amino acids. Gene Ontology annotation, cellular component: membrane. Gene Ontology annotation, biological process: G protein-coupled receptor signaling pathway. The record is from RefSeq and is a predicted model, not a curated record. NCBI's taxonomy places the organism in Eukaryota, Metazoa, Arthropoda, Insecta, Orthoptera, Acrididae. Gene Ontology annotation, molecular function: G protein-coupled receptor activity. The transcript has a single exon.
AUGCGGCGCCUCCGGUGUGCAGGUAACGCGCUGCUGGUGAGCGUGGCGCUGGCGGACCUGCUGGUGACGGGCCUGGUGAUGCCCGCGUCGUCGGUGGUGAUCCUGGCGGGGCUGCCCGACGCGCCGGCCGUGUGCCGGCUGCAGUGGGCCGUGGCGGCGCUGAGCUGCCUGGUGACGGUGCUGUCGCUGGCGGCGGCCGCGUGCGAGAACAACGCGCGCCUCUGCCUGCCGCGCGAGCGCCACGCGCGCCUGUGCACGCGCGCGCGCGUCACGGCCGCCGUGCUGUCCAUCUGGGCGGCGGCGGUGGGCGCGGUCGCGCUGCAGACGGCGCUGGACGCGGCGCCGCUCUACUGCCGGCCGCCGCGGCCCGGCCCGCGCCCGCCGGGGCCCGGCGCGCUGCCCUACCACGUGGCCUGCGGCGCGCUGCUGCUGCUGCUCGCCUUCGCGUGGCACGCGCGCACCGCCCUGCGCGUGCGCGCGCUGCGCUCGCGGCCCAGCUUCAAGCCCGCCGUCACCUUCGCCUGGGACUACGCGCUCGCCAAGACGAACGCCUACUCGGCGGCGCUGUUCGUCGUCUUCUGGGCGCCGUUCGGCGUCGCGCUGGUGGUGUCGGCGGCGCGCGGCGGCCGCGGCGUGCCCGCGCGGCUCGUCUACAACCUGGCGUGGUUCGCGCUCAGCAAGUCCUGCGUCAACAGCCUGCUCUACUGCUGCACCAACCGUCACUUCCGCAACGCCUACGUCAACCUGUUCCACUACUGCUGCUGCAAGACGACCGUGUCGUUCUCCCGCCGCCAGAGGGCGGCCGGCGCGGCCGUCGUGGGCGGCGCGCUCGGGGACGCGGCGCGGCCGUCCGGCGACGUGCGGGUGCACAUCAUCCCCGGCUACAACAUGUACUCCUACACGAGCCCGCAGCGCGCCCGCGAGCUCUGCAAGACCGCUUCCGGCAUCAAGCGCUCGGCGGGCUCCUGUCGGCCGGGGGGCAGCGGCGCAGGACGCACCAACGGCCGCGACGUCUACGAGCUCUGA